GCAAGAUAUAAAAGUUGAAGGUCUCUGAGAUUUCCCCAUGUUUUAUUCUGCUGCGUCUUAUUCUCAUCCGAAAGAAAAAUGAAGAGACUUACUGCAGUCCUUGUUUUGCUGGGAGUCUUCUGGGCUCAGACUUCUACACUGAACACCUUUGUGCUGCGGGAGCCUGGCACUAACUAUGUCACUGGGACCAUGACCAUCCACAAUGAGGAGCACGUCGUCGACGUCCACGUCCGCUCCGGCGUCUACUCCUCCGACACCAUUUUCGACUACUCCCGCGGGUAUAUUGCCACCAGGCUGUUCUCCCGAAAUGCCUGCUUUAUCAUGAAAAUCAAAAAGGAAUACAUCCCCGAGCUGCAGGAGAUCGGACGGCUGGCGUUUGAGAGACGGACCAUGAAGGAUGUUUACUCUCCAAAUAAUGUGUGGACCCUGUUUCAAACUGGCAGUUCUGUGCUGGGGCGUUUGAAGGACUGGAUUCUCUAUGGCAAACACAUUGAAAAACUCUGCUCGGGGCUGCCCCUCUACCAGCUCACAGCCACUGAACCACAAGAGAACACUGAUGGCUGUGCCAGUGCAGGAAUUCCGAGUAUUUUGGGCCUUAAAAUCUGUGAACAACUCAUUGCAACUGGAUCUUGACAUCCCUGCUGCUAGGAAUUGCCUGGUUUCUUUGCAUGUUUUUCUGAUAGAGACCAUGUUCUCCAGCUGGAACAGAGCUCGGGUAUGAGGCUCAACUUGCCUUUUCAAAGCUUUG
Messenger RNA from Corapipo altera (White-ruffed manakin), 748 nucleotides. RefSeq names its product gastrokine-2-like. NCBI's taxonomy places the organism in Eukaryota, Metazoa, Chordata, Aves, Passeriformes, Pipridae. Gene Ontology annotation, biological process: regulation of cell population proliferation. The record is from RefSeq and is a predicted model, not a curated record. The transcript is spliced from 6 exons. Bases 79 to 633 code for a protein of 184 amino acids.